CUAUGGAUAUGUGUUUGUGUAUAUGCAUGACACCUAAAACACAUAGAAAAACCUCAUACCAUCCUUUUUGAGAAUAUAAUUUCAUUUAUAGAAAAGGAUUACAGAAGAAAGAGAGAAAAAAAAAAAAACAGAAAAACAUCACACAGCUAAUGAUGGAAUGAUUCUCUUCCUCUUACUCAUUCACUCACUUUUUUAUGUUUCUCAAAUUCAGUAGCAGCAAAGAUUUUCUGGAGGCUCUAUAUGUAGAUAAGGGCAGGGCAGAAGGAUAUAUAUUUAGAGCAAAACAAGAAGAGAAGAGGGAAAUCAAGAAAAGAUGAAUAUUCAACAGGAAGUUCUCCUUCAACAGCAGCAAUAUUCUUUAGCUCCAUCUUCAUCUAUGGCUCAAAAUCAAGCUCAAGCUGCACCAACUAAGAAGAGAAGAAAUCAACCUGGAACUGCACCAUAUCCAGAUGCAGAAGUGAUAGCUUUAUCACCAAAGACACUAAUGGCAACAAACAGAUUCUUAUGUGAGGUAUGCAACAAAGGAUUCCAAAGGGAACAAAACUUACAACUACACAGAAGAGGACACAAUUUGCCUUGGAAACUAAAACAGAAGAAUACAAAAGAAGUAGUAAAAAGAAAGGUCUAUCUUUGUCCUGAAAUCACAUGUGUACACCAUGAAAUUUCCAGAGCAUUAGGUGAUCUCACUGGGAUUAAAAAACAUUACUUCAGAAAACAUGGUGAGAAGAAAUUCAAGUGUGAGAAAUGUUCCAAGAAAUAUGCAGUUCAGUCUGAUUGGAAAGCACAUACAAAAACUUGUGGCACUCGUGAAUAUAGAUGUGAUUGUGGCACUCUUUUCUCAAGGUUUGUACACUUUCAACUAGCUACUACCUUUCUUAAUUUUUUUUUUCUCUUAGUUGCUAAAAAUUAUCCAAAAAAAUCAUUUACUCUCCUGUUUCAAUUUAAGUGUUUUCGUUUGAUUAAGCAAGGAGUUUAG
Nicotiana attenuata is the source of this 976-nucleotide messenger RNA. RefSeq names its product protein indeterminate-domain 4, chloroplastic-like. Gene Ontology annotation, molecular function: DNA-binding transcription factor activity. The record is from RefSeq and is a predicted model, not a curated record. The transcript has 3 exons. Gene Ontology annotation, cellular component: nucleus. Bases 314 to 976 code for a protein of 220 amino acids. NCBI's taxonomy places the organism in Eukaryota, Viridiplantae, Streptophyta, Magnoliopsida, Solanales, Solanaceae.